Molecule: messenger RNA, 896 nt
Organism: Gordionus sp. m RMFG-2023
Lineage: Eukaryota; Metazoa; Nematomorpha; Gordioida; Chordodea; Parachordodidae
Product: selenoprotein F-like
Exons: 5
Cellular component (GO): endoplasmic reticulum lumen
Molecular function (GO): oxidoreductase activity
Source: RefSeq, a predicted model, not a curated record
GUUAUCAACUGUUAUUACCUUUCAAUCGUUCUAUUUUCGGGCAAUAAUAAUUUUAUAUUAUGCUGCCACAUAGCAUUCUCACUUUCUUUAAUAUUAUAUUGUUGAAAACUUUAACCACUGGUUUAUACAAAGCUACAGCCUCUAAACAAAAAAGCUGCUCAUUUGAUGGAUUUAUCGCACCUAAUUGUCGAGAUUGUGAAAAAUUAUCUUCUCUGAAUGUAACAGAUUUACCUUAUAUAAGGUGCAAAGAAUGUUGUCUAAGUGAUAUCAAAGAAGAUUCUUCAAUUAAGUUAUAUCGAUCCGCUCAAUUAGUCAUUUGUGGAUGAAAAAUUCGAAGUUUUCCUCAGAUUCAAGCCUUCAUACAAAGUGACCCGGUCCAAAAAUAUCCUUCCCUUGAAAUAAUCUACGAGAGAGGGGCCGACCCUACCCUGAAGUUAGUUGAAAUGGACGGAACUGUCAAAAGUUUUGGCAUUGAGGCCUGGACCACCGAUAAACUCGAAACCUUUUUGCUCGCCCACAUUGGUGCAGGUAAUAUACUUGAUUCGGCGGAAGAGACUGAAGAGAAGACGGAACUGUAAAUAGGUAUUCUUAACGAGGAAAAUUAUAAAACAUGCUUGAUUCAAAUUCGAGAGAGAAAAAAACUUAUGACGAUAUGAAGACCGUACAAAAAUUUAUUUUAUUUUCUUCUUUUUUUCCUACUUGUUAGAAAAUCAGAGAAACGGUCCUCCAUCUGACCCAAUCCACUUUUUUUUUCUUGAAUUGAAUGAUAAUGGAUAUUAUUUAUUAUAUAAAAAUUUAUGAAUUAUAUUUUAUCCUAGAAGCAUUGAUUUGAUUUAUAAAAUACCUAACAGUUUAUUUAACAUUCUAUAUGCAUAUAUUUUGUUAAUAAUUAAUGU